Messenger RNA from Oryza brachyantha (malo sina), 1725 nucleotides. Its product is annotated as protein NODULATION SIGNALING PATHWAY 2. Bases 1 to 1725 code for a protein of 574 amino acids. Gene Ontology annotation, biological process: regulation of DNA-templated transcription. Lineage: Eukaryota; Viridiplantae; Streptophyta; Magnoliopsida; Poales; Poaceae. Gene Ontology annotation, molecular function: sequence-specific DNA binding; DNA-binding transcription factor activity. The transcript has a single exon. The record is from RefSeq and is a predicted model, not a curated record. Gene Ontology annotation, cellular component: nucleus.
AUGGAGGUGACCAUGGAGGACGUGGGCGGGGACUUCGAGUUCUCCGGCUGCGGCUCCACGACCACCUCCUCCACCUCCUCCCUCGACGAUGGCACGGGGACGUACGCGUGGGGGUGGGGUGAGAUGUCCCCGGUCGCCGACUGGGGGAACUUCUGCUCCGACGACGUUGGCCAGGACCUGCACGGCCUCAUCGAGUCCAUGCUUUGUGACGAUACGCUCGUCGGCGUGGCCGGCGACGACGACGACCAUGCCGGUCUCCACCACCCGGGUGUGUUCUAUGACGAGCCCUACUGCUGCAGCAAUGGCUCCAACCCGAGCAGCACCACCACCACGAACCCUGGCACGCCGGUGCUCGAUGACCCGCCGAAGGAGUGCCCCGAGAAGGGUCUCCGGCUGCUCCACCUGCUCAUGGCGACCGCCGAGGCGCUCUCCGGCCCGCACAAGAGCCGGGAGCUGGCACGGGUGAUAUUGGUUCGGCUCAAGGAGAUGGUCUCACAAACCGGCGCCAACGUCGCCGCGUCCAACAUGGAGCGCCUAGCCGCGCACUUCACCGACGCGCUCCGGGGGCUCCUCGACGGCUCCCACCCCGUCGGAGGGGCCGGCAGGCAGGCGGCGGCCGCCGCCGCCGCCGCGGCGGCGUCGCACCACCACACCGGCGACGUGCUGACGGCGUUCCAGAUGCUGCAGGACAUGUCGCCGUACAUGAAGUUCGGCCACUUCACGGCGAACCAGGCGAUCCUCGAGGCGGUGGCGGGCGACCGGCGCGUGCACAUUGUUGACUACGACAUCGCCGAGGGCAUCCAGUGGGCAUCUCUGAUGCAGGCGAUGACUUCCCGCCCAGAUGGCGUGCCGGCGCCGCACCUACGCAUCACCGCCAUCUCCCGCAGCGGAGGGGGCGGCGCCCGGGCCGUCCAAGAGGCCGGACGGCGCCUCUCAGCCUUCGCGGUGUCCAUCGGGCAGCCCUUCUCCUUCGGGCAAUGCCGUCUGGACUCCGACGAGAGAUUCCGGCCUACGACGGUCCGUAUGGUCAAGGGGGAGACGCUCGUCGCCAACUGCGUCCUCCACCAGGCCGCGGCCACGACCACCAUCAGACGCCCCACCGGCUCGGUGGCGUCUUUCCUGUCCGGCAUGGCCGCGCUCGGGGCCAGGCUGGUCACGGUGGUCGAGGAGGAAGGCGAAGCGGAGAAGGACGGCGACAGCGACGCCGCUGGCGGCUUCGUGCGGCGGUUCAUGGAGGAGCUGCACCGGUACUCCGCGGUGUGGGACUCCCUCGAGGCCGGGUUCCCGACACAGAGCCGGGUCCGCGGCCUCGUGGAGCGGGUCAUCCUCGGCCCGAACAUCGCCGGCGCCGUGAGCCGCGCGUACCGCGGGGUGGACGGCGGCGAGGGGAGAUGCGGGUGGGGGGAGUGGAUGCGCGGGAACGGGUUCGCGGCCGUGCCACUCAGCUGCUUCAACCACAGCCAGGCGAGGUUGCUGCUCGGUCUGUUCAACGACGGGUACACGGUGGAGGAGACGGGGCCCAACAAGAUUGUGCUCGGGUGGAAGGCCCGGCGGCUGAUGUCGGCGUCCGUCUGGGCGCCGCCGCCGCUGCCGGUGCCGUCGUCGCCGCCGGAGGCGGUGUGCCAGCCCGUCGCCGGGAUAGCGCCGGCCACCGGUGGCUUCGCUCGGACGGAGUUUGACUAUAUUGAUUCGUUCCUUGUCGAGCCAGCUUACGCGCUAGUUUGA